CAAACCCCAAAGCUUGUGAAAUUCAUUCUUCAUUUCUUCUCGUCUCUGAUAUCGAACAAUGGUGGCGGACGCAGCGGCGCAACCGAAGCCCCGGUGGUGGGAAUUGGAUGACGACGAUGGCGAGGAUCUCGAUUUUCUGCUGCCCCCAAAGCAGGUAAUCGGCCCGGACCAGAACGGGAUCAAGAAAGUCAUCGAGUAUAAGUUCAACGAGGAGGGUAACAAGGUUAAGAUUACCACCACAACAAAGGUUCGCAAACUUGCUAAUGCCCGACUCAGCAAACGCGCCGUCGAGCGCCGUUCAUGGUCAAAGUUUGGCGACGCUGUUCAUGAAGAUGUUGGUGCCCGCCUCACCAUGGUUUCCACCGAAGAGAUUCUUCUCGAACGCCCUAGAGCCCCAGGCUCCAAACAAGAGGAAUCAAAUGCUCCAGGAGACCUCUUACCUAAAGGAGGGGCUGUUCUCAUGGUGUGUAGGACCUGUGGAAAGAAGGGUGAUCACUGGACAUCAAGGUGUCCUUACAAGGAUCUUGCAAACCCAAGUGAUGUUUUUGUUGAUAAGCCACCUACAGAGGCCCAGCCGCAGGCACCUGGAGGCGGAAAGUCUUCAUAUGUUCCUCCUGGUAUGAGAGCCGGAGCUGCUGAGAGAGGUGGAACUGAUAUGGGGAGACGCAGGCAUGAGGAGAACUCUGUCAGGGUGACUAAUCUUUCAGAGGACACAAGAGAGCCUGAUUUGCUUGAGCUGUUCCGUCCUUUCGGUCCUGUGAGCCGAACCUAUGUUGCUAUUGACCAGAAGACUGGAUACAGCAGGGGCUUUGGUUUUGUGAAUUUUGUGAGCAGGGAAGAUGCUGAGAGAGCCAUCAGCAAACUCAAUGGCUAUGGUUAUGAUAAUCUCAUCCUUAGGGUUGAAUGGGCUGCUCCUCGGGCGAACUAAGUGAUUCCUGAGCUGAGUUUUCUAAUAACUUUCCACCUCUUUGGAUGUGGUUCUGUGGAAGUUCUUUUUAUUGUUCUGGAAUAGAGGAUGUAUAACGUAUAACCAUAUUUGUCAUUUGUAAUUUUGCUUACCCUUGCUGUAUGUACUUCACGGGUGGCAAUUUUGAUUUGUUUUUAUUUUAUUUUGUUUUGUUUCUUUCUUAUUAAAAUGAUGGCUUUAGUAUCUCAAAUUGGAUCUUCAGAUAUCAGUUUUGAGUGAUUAAAAAUAUUAGUGAAAUGUUUUAACUGA
Molecule: messenger RNA, 1216 nt
Organism: Oldenlandia corymbosa var. corymbosa
Lineage: Eukaryota; Viridiplantae; Streptophyta; Magnoliopsida; Gentianales; Rubiaceae
Source: the annotation of a GenBank genome assembly